Molecule: messenger RNA, 2641 nt
Organism: Poeciliopsis prolifica (blackstripe livebearer)
Lineage: Eukaryota; Metazoa; Chordata; Actinopteri; Cyprinodontiformes; Poeciliidae
Product: protocadherin gamma-A11-like
Biological process (GO): homophilic cell-cell adhesion
Cellular component (GO): plasma membrane
Molecular function (GO): calcium ion binding
Source: RefSeq, a predicted model, not a curated record
UCUGCAUGGUGCUCAUUCUGGACUCUAAGUGACGCUGUUGGUCAAUGCAUGUCCUCUAAAAUGUUACAUCACAUUCUCCUCCCUUGUUCCCAUGGCCAAUGAGAGAAGAGCCCACAGUUUCCCUCAUAUAUGCGGACAUCAGAGCAUUAAAGACGCUUCACCGAAGAAAUAGGAAAGGAUAUUAAAAAGCUAUAUACUUUUACUUCAACUAUAUUUUUUAUUUUUAUUUUUUCAUUUUCACACAAAAGCCCCUGCUUUAUUGUUUUACAAAAUUCUUUAUCAUUUGCUUUUUUCGGCAUUUGCGAUGGCUUGUGGAACACAAGGAUGGGUGAAAUGGCGAGAUGGAUUAAGACAGAAGUUGUUUCAAUUUUUUCUCCUUUGUCACCUCAGCUAUGUUGUCACCAGCCAUAUCAGAUAUUCGAUCCCAGAAGAGAUGAAGAAAGGCUCGCUGAUCGGUAACGUAGCACAGGACCUCGGUUUGGAUCUGAAAAGGCUGCGUUCCGGUCAUGCCCGUAUCGUGAGCGGAGACAGCAUCCAGUACACCGAGCUGAAGGCAGACAAAGGGAUUUUAGUGGUAAACGAGAGAAUGGACCGGGAGCAGCUCUGUGGCGACACGACGCCGUGUAGUUUCAGUUUUGAGAUGAUUUUAGAGAAUCCGAUGGAGCUGCAUCAGAUUACGGUCGAGAUUACAGAUAUAAAUGAUCACUCGCCCGUUUUUGAGACCGAUCGAAUCAAUUUUGACAUUAGCGAGUCAGCUACAACCGGAGCUCGCUUUUCAUUAACUCGUUCAGAAGACCCCGAUGUGGGUGCGAACGGAUUGAGGGAAUAUUUCCUGAGUGAAAAUGAUCACUUUGUUCUCAAGCAACAUUCAAAUGCGGACGGAAAGAAAUACGCAGAGAUGGUUCUUCAGAAACCUUUAGACAGAGAAGCAAACCCGAAUCUGUCGCUGAAACUGAUCGCUGUUGACGGAGGAACACCUCAGAGAUCUGGUACCGUAAAUAUUAAUGUUGCUGUUCUUGAUGUUAACGAUAAUGCGCCUGUUUUCAAUCAGUCAGUGUAUAAAGCUGUUGUGACGGAAAUGUCUGCUAAAGGCACUUACGUCACCACUGUUAAUGCCAGCGACGCAGAUUUUGGUUCAAACAGUAUUAUUACGUAUCAUUUUUCAGACCACAAAAGUGGCCAAAGCAAUUUAUUUCGGAUGGAUGAAAUUAGUGGAAAUAUUUACAUAAAUGGCGACAUUGAUUAUGAAAAAGAAAAAAAGUUCGAACUAAGAAUUGAUGCCAAAGAUCAGGGCGGAUUGACAGAUUCAAGUAAAGUGAUUAUUGAAGUGAUUGAUGUAAAUGAUAACGCUCCUGUAAUAAGCGUCAUGUCGUUCACUAACACUGUGUCAGAGGAUUCUCCUCCUGGAACAACUAUUGGUAUUAUUAAUGUAAAAGACCUGGAUUCAGGUGUUAAUGGACAAGUGAACUGUAAAAUUGACGGAAAUGCGCCGUUUAAAUUGAAAUCAAAUCUAAGAAAAUAUUAUACUCUAAUAACAGAUUCUGUCUUAGACCGGGAAACAGUUUCAGAAUAUAACAUCAGUGUUAUUGCUACAGAUGGUGGAAUACCUCCGCUCUCAGCCCAAAUUACGUUUAAUUUAAAAGUUUCUGAUGUGAAUGACAACGCUCCAGUUUUUUCACAAAGUGUUUACAGCGCCUUUAUAAAAGAGAAUAACUCCCCAGGUUUGCCUUUUAUUACGCUGAAAGCCAAAGACCCUGAUGAGAACCAUAACUCUCGUAUAUCCUAUAUUUUAGAGGACACAAAUGUUGGCGGAUCUCCAGUAUCUACAUAUGUUUCUGUAAAUGUAGAAACUGGAGUCAUACAGGCAAUUGGCACAUUUGAUUAUGAACAGAUUAAAAAGAUCGUGUUUGUUGUCAAAGCGCAGGAUGGAGGCUCUCCUCCACUCAGCAGCAACGCGACUGUCACAUUACUUAUACAAGACCAGAACGAUAAUCCACCUCAGGUUUUGUAUCCAGUUCAGACUGGUGGCUCCAUGGUGGCUGAAAUGGUUCCUCGUUCAGCAGAUGUGGGCUACCUGGUGACUAAAGUGGUGGCUGUGGAUGUGGACUCUGGACAGAAUGCCUGGCUCUCCUAUAAACUACAGAAAGCCACAGACAGAGCGCUGUUUGGUGGGUUACAGAAUGGAGAAAUAAGAACUAUCCGUCAGGUGACUGAUAAAGAUGCUGUGAAACAAAGACUGACUGUCAUAGUGGAGGACAACGGGCAGCCCUCUCGUUCAGCUACAGUCAUUGUUAACGUGGCGGUGGCGGACAGCUUCCCUGAAGUCUUGUCGGAGUUCACUGACUUUCCUCACGAGGAAUACAAUGACAACCUGACUUUUUACUUAGUGUUGGCUCUGGCUGUGGUUUCCUUCCUCUUCAUCACGUGUUUAGUGGUUAUUAUAUCAGUGAAGAUCUACAGAUGGAGACAGUCUCGCAUCCUGUAUCACUCCAGCCUCCCUGUGAUUCCAUAUUAUCCACCUCGUUACUCAGACACUUUGGGAACAGGAACUCUGCCACACGUGUACAAUUACGAGGUUGCAACAACUGACUCUAGAAAGAAUGACUGUAAGUUCGGAAGCGCCGGUAGUCAAACAUACUGA